Molecule: messenger RNA, 852 nt
Organism: Paramecium tetraurelia
Lineage: Eukaryota; Ciliophora; Oligohymenophorea; Peniculida; Parameciidae
Exons: 4
Source: RefSeq, a predicted model, not a curated record
AUGUAAUCAUAACAAGCAUGGCAUGGUUUAAAAUCUUGUAAAUUCAACUAUUCUGAAAAAAUACAUAUAAAACCUUAAGAUUGUAUCACUGAUUUUGCAGGAGGAGAAAUUUAGCAGCCAUUAGGAAGAGUACAUUUUGAUCCAAAAUAUGGAGAUCUUUACACAUGGGUACCUCAUCUCAAAACCAAAAUACCAAGACCUGGAGAUGGUAAAUCAUAAGAAUUUCCUCCUGGAAAAUAAUUUAUUGAACAUCAUCCAUAAGAAAAGAAACCUAGAGCAUAGAGACUUCAUUUGAAAGAAGGAUAGUCUGGACAUAUUGAAGAUGUCCCAUAUGGGAUAAAAACAUUUCCUCCUAUUCAUUGUGAAAAGAGACAUGAGAUUGAAGAAAUGAUGGGAAAAAAGUAAAGAUUGGAAUAUCUCUACUAAAUGAGAAAUGGGUUGCCAGUAGCAGCCUUAGGAGAUAAAAUUUACAAGAACCCAGAAUAUGCAGCAGAUUUUUUCAAGGAGGGAGGCUUAAUUACAGGAUCUAGUAAUAUUUAAAGAAAAGUAAACAUUAACUAAUUGCAUGAAAAAGAGAUGGAAAAAAAGAUAUAAUUAAUACAGUCUAAGAUUAAGAAAGGAACACUUUGGAGUGAUAAAGUAAGGAUGGAUCAGGAUGCAGAAAAAAAAUAGGAUAUUGAAGUAAAUAUAAAACCAUAAUUCAAGGACUUAGAUACAUGGAUAGAGACUACAUUAAAACCUUCUAAUCCUAAUUAUUAAGAUCCUGAUAAAUUUUUUGAGAAUUUAGAAAAACAAUAAGCUUAAGAUCCUAAAAAAGCUCAAGCAAAUUAAAAAAAAACAGGAAAGAAAUGA